GCAAAUUCAUAAAUUGAAACAAUAGAGGGCGCAUACGUAUCUAGUUCUUUUUGGUCGUAUACAGGCAAAAUGGGUAUCGAUAUCGACCACUCAAAGCUACGGAAAGUCCACAGAACUGAACCCAGGAGUGAGGAUAUCUACCUCCGACUGUUGGUGAAGCUCUACCGGUUUCUGGCAAGGCGUACAAAUGCCAAGUUCAACAAUAUCAUCCUCAAGAGGCUCUUCAUGAGCCGCACCAACCGUGUUGCUAUGUCUCUUGCACGUGUGGUUCGCUACAUGAACAAGACUGGCAGGGAAGGCAAGACUGCAGUCGUCGUCGGCACCAUCACCGAUGAUGUCCGCAUCCACAAGCUUCCCAAGCUGAAGAUCUGCGCCCUUAGGGUGACUGCCCGUGCUAGGGCAAGGAUCAUCAAGGCUGGAGGAGAGAUCAUCACCUUCGACCAGCUUGCCCUCCAAUCUCCCAAGGGACAGAACACAGUCCUCAUGCAGGGAUGCCGAACCUCUCGCAAGGUCUACAGGCAUUUUGGAAGGGCCCCGGGAACCCCAGGAGCACACACUGCACCAUAUGUACGCGCCACUGGUCGCAAGUUCGAGACAGCUCGAGGUCGCCGCAACCGAUGUGGAUACAAGAACUAAGAACCAGGAUACCCAGGGUUGCCUGCAAAAACACCAGUGUCAUCUUCAUUGUCUAUAUGUCUUUAUCAUAGCAUGAAUAAAAGAACAUCACAGAUACUGGA
Molecule: messenger RNA, 737 nt
Organism: Lytechinus pictus (painted urchin)
Lineage: Eukaryota; Metazoa; Echinodermata; Echinoidea; Temnopleuroida; Toxopneustidae
Product: large ribosomal subunit protein eL18-like
Exons: 6
Coding region: 70-636 (188 amino acids)
Biological process (GO): translation
Cellular component (GO): ribosome; cytosolic large ribosomal subunit
Molecular function (GO): RNA binding; structural constituent of ribosome
Source: RefSeq, a predicted model, not a curated record